GACGCCAACAGAGGUGACUGUGCAUUGCUCAGGGAAAGCACUAUAGGUCUGCCAUCAUGUGCCUUUGUUGGAGUCUGAUGCUCUUUGCUUUGUGGGGAGCAGCUGUUUGUGAACAUUUCAAAGCUGAUAUAAACAUGGCAGGAGUGAUGGGAUGGGUGGAGUUUGAUUCCAGCUCAAAAACAGCUACUGUGAACCUGACUGGGGCUUGCAAACCAGUGAACAUCUCCCUGAAUGAGUUCCCUGUAAUGUAUGGCCACUCCUCAGAGCCCUGUCUGGAGUCCAACAUCGGGAAGAGGCUCUACCAGUUCAGCGCUCAUCAAUCCAUUGAUGAGAUCGACGUAUCAGACCUCUUUGAAGGAAGAACCGGCCUUGCUGAUCUGUCUGUAGUGGUGGAACCAUGCAGUGAUAACGACAAUAAAGCCUGUGCUGUUGUACGGAAAAAAAAUAGCAACAUCAGGACCUGGCAAGCCAAGUUCUUUUCAUCUGUGGCUGGAGAUUUGUACAUCCGUCAGAAUGAAGGAGAAGUAGCUGCAAGGAUUCUCUCUGAUCUGAUGAACAUCAGGAAGAGUGCCGGUGUAUCAGAAGUCAGUCUGUUUGUAAUACAGAAUGAGUCCUCUAGUUGCAAUUCUCUUGCUGGCUUGCUGGACAGCUUGAGCUUGACAUCACUUGGAAUGCUGAAAGUGGGUUCCCCUCAAAAUGCAACCAAGUCCAGACUGGAAGCUUCCCAGCUCAACACAGACAAACGCUUUGCUUUGAUCAGGUUUGAUAGGGAGUUUGGAUGCGCAGAAAUCAGAGAGGUAGAAGUAAAAAAUGUUGCGGCUCCCAUCAACAUGAAACAUAUGAGGGGAUCCAUUAGUUUUAGCCAAGCCUCUCCUUUUGAUAGUACAAAGAUUAUGGUGUCCCUUUCAAACCUAAAGAGCUUGGUGGGACCCUAUCACGUCCACCAAUUUCCCAUGCCACAAAGGAAGACUUCAGAAGAAAACCUUUGUCACAAUGACCAUGUGGGUGGGCACUGGAAUCCUUUUGACGUGGACACAAGAAAUCCUGAUUACCCCAAAGUUCCAGGAGCAACUCAUGACAUGUACGAGACAGGCGAUCUCAGUGGCAGGCAUGGGUCCAUGGCAGGUCAGGACAACUUCAAUUCCACAUUUACGGAUUGGAACUUGCCUCUGUUCGGGAGGAACAGCAUUGUCGGCCGUUCAGUGGUGAUUCACCAUCCAAAUAGUUCAAGGCUCCUUUGUGGGACAGUUGGCUAUCCAGGAAAUGUGAUGACGGCAGUGGCUGUCUUCAAAGGUCCUGUGGUUGGAAGGAUCAUGUUCAACCAGCUGAAGAGUAACCCGGAUUCAGACUUAACCCUUUUCUUGGAGCUCUCUUAUGGGAACUCACUGUCCCCUGCAACCAGUAACCACAACUGGCACGCCCAUGAGUACCCUAUCAGCUCGGAAAUAGACCUUGACACAGAUGUGUGUCAGAGUACAAAGGGGCAUUAUAAUCCAUUUAAAGUUGACACCAAUGAUAGCAAUUAUUACCCCAACUGCAACCCAGACAGCCCCUUUGCAUGUGAAGUGGGAGAUUUUUCCAGCAAGCACAUGGCAAUCAGCCUCACUUCUCUUGUAGGAACCGUACAAACCAAGUUCUUCUUCACUGACACCACUGCAGGGCUCUCUGGGAUCACCUCUGUUCUUGGAAGAUCAUUGGUGAUUCACGGGGCAAACAAGGCAAGCAGCAGAUUGUCUUGCGCAAAUAUCACUGCUCUGCGCUCGGCUUCAGCACAAACAGGGCCCUGGUUCGGGGCUGGGUCAUCCCAUGGCAAAGUACAGUUCUCACAAAGCUCAAACCUGGAGCCCACUGUGAUCAAAGUGUCUUUGACAGACUUACAAUCUGCAGCUGGGGGCUACCAUGUUCACAUACUGCCCCUGAGGAAGAGUUCUCUGGACAGAGACGCUUGCUCGAAUGAAAACAUUCUGGGUCAUUUCAAUCCUUUCUCUGUCAACCAAUCCUUAUCUCCUCCCCCUGCUACUGGCAGUUCGGAUCAGUAUGAGGUUGGUGACAUUAGUGGUAAAUUUGGACUUUUAACAACUCUAACCCAGAUGAAUGAACAGUAUAUAGAUAAUAACCUGCCGCUCUUUGGACCAGAUAGUAUCAUGGGACGCUCGCUGGUUAUUCAUUAUGGAGAUGGAAAAAGAAUGCAAUGUGCAGACAUCCUGCCUGAUAAGGCCUCAGAAGGGAGAUGGGUUCGAGCCAAGGCUGUCUUCAACAAUGCUGUCACGGGGACCAUUUCAAUGGCUCAGCAGACCUUUCCAGAUGGGAGCUCCAGUGAUACUAUUUUACAAGUGGAUUUACAAUCUACCCAGAGACUUAAUGUCACAGAAGCUGCUUGGUACAUUCACACCAACCGAUUACAGGACAAUGACACCACAUGUUCAGGCGUGGGAGACGACUACAACCCUUUCAAAAUGAACACUGGGGCUGGUUACAGCACUAACUGUUCUCCUGGUCACCCUCUGAGCUGCAUGGUUGGAGACAUGACAUCAAAACAAGGUCCUGUUAGUCUGGGAAGCCGGCAGCUGCUAACUGACACCAAUCUCCCACUGGCUGGGGAUUUCACUGUUGUAUACAGGUCAAUAGUCCUCAAGAGCAGUAGUGGAAUCGUGGACUGUGCAAGCAUCCUGCCGGACUCUCCUACUGCAUUGCUGACAUUCCCCAAAGUAAACUCCUUCAGCAGGUUUGAGUUCCGCAAUACAGUUGCCAGCAUUCUCAAGGUCCAGCCGUGGGAGGUCACUAUUUUACCAGGGGCUCCAUCUCUCAUCUACAAGGACAAAUGCCAGCAGGUCAACUUCUUUGUGUCAGGUGAUGUAAAUAUAACAAAGACAUUCCAACAUGAAGAGAAACUGGGAAAGUUCAGACAGUCCAAGCUGUGCUCUCCAGAUGAUCCCGAAGUUCCCAAUGCCAGCCAGUAUGUGAAGUGUCGAGGAUACCUGUUGACUCUGCUGGCCGCUGUUCCUCCAUUCAUCCUUUCUGUGAUGUUACUGUAACUCGCAGCCACUGAGAGGAUCACAGUGGCCUUCCAUGCAGCAUUCUCUUUGCCUCCAAGGAGCUGUUGACCUGAUGAUAAAACUCCAGUUACAGUACUCCAAUUACAAUGCAAACACAGAAAGCUUUAGUGAAGUGAAAUAAGGUGUAUCUGAAAAUUCCUUCAAAUGCGAGGGAGUUUUGAGGUGUCACUGAAACAGCCUAGCACACACCCAGAAUGUACUGCCCUAAUUACUGUCUGUACACUUACUUGUUUGCACUUUAUCUGCUCUAGAAAAACAAAUGCUGAAACAUUUCUGAGUAAUAAUAGGGUUAUGCAUUGAGGAAUAUUUUAUUUACAGGUCAUUAUAUAUAUGUUAUUUAGAACUUUAUUUUAGGCACUGCAUUAGUAUAAUAUGCAUAAAAAAUGAUUUAAAAUCUAAAUUUUGAUGUGGGAAUUAUCCCUUUAUAACAGGUAUAGAUUGAGGCUCUUACAUUCAGAUCACUAGAUGAACAUACAGUAUAAAAACUAGGAAAUAUUACAAAUCUGUAUUUAUUUAUUACAAAAUGUAUUUUAGUUAAUUAAGAAUGAACCAUUUAUUAGAUGAAUUAAGCCUUAUGUUGGUAGGUAUAAUGAAUAAAAAAGAAAAAUCCUGAGACCCCGAGUUCUUGAGUGUACAAAAAAAAAAAGAAGCUAUGAUGUACUUGAACUGUGUAAUUGAAGUGAUUCCUGUCAACCCUCGUUAACGUCCCUGUAAACUCGUGUCUUACUCAGGUGUGAUCAUGUUGCAAACCCGUAGAGCGCCUGGGAAUUCUGCUCCUGUAUCUGUGAAGUUAUUUAGACUUUAUGAUUGAAAGGAUACAUACUAUUAUUGAAUAAAUAUGAUUCAUGUG
This is a messenger RNA of Polyodon spathula (Mississippi paddlefish), 3906 nucleotides long. RefSeq names its product Copper-only SOD repeat protein (gene cusr). NCBI's taxonomy places the organism in Eukaryota, Metazoa, Chordata, Actinopteri, Acipenseriformes, Polyodontidae. Gene Ontology annotation, molecular function: metal ion binding. Gene Ontology annotation, biological process: superoxide metabolic process. Bases 57 to 3035 code for a protein of 992 amino acids. The record is from RefSeq and is a predicted model, not a curated record. The transcript is spliced from 10 exons.